Messenger RNA from Ipomoea triloba (trilobed morning glory), 932 nucleotides. RefSeq lists its product as uncharacterized. NCBI's taxonomy places the organism in Eukaryota, Viridiplantae, Streptophyta, Magnoliopsida, Solanales, Convolvulaceae. The record is from RefSeq and is a predicted model, not a curated record. The transcript has a single exon. Bases 89 to 667 code for a protein of 192 amino acids.
ACAAGUCACUUCUCUUUCGUUUUUCUCUCUAAACUCUAAUCUCUCUCAAAUAUUUCAAUUCCAACAGAGAAUUAUACACAGAUCAGAAAUGGAGCCAAACAAUUUGCCAGUGAUAGCGAAGAAGUUUUGGAGCAUUGUGAGAGCGGCGCUUUUCAUGUUGAAGCAAGGCAUAUGCAAGAGGAAGCUUAUGCUUGAUCUCAAUCUAAUGCUCAAGCGCGGCAAGAUCGCCGGAAAAGCCGCCAUCCACGGCCUCAUCUUCCACCGCGGCAACCACCACCACUUGUCCGUCUUCGCCGCCGCGGCCGCCGCCCACCGCCGCUCCUCCGACCCGCCUAACGAGUACGAGUUCAGCUGCAGCAACAGCCCCGCGUACAAGAAAAGCAAGCACGCGCUACACUUCCCGUGCGCUCACGCGCCGCCCACCGACGACGACAAUGGCGUCGUCACCGUCAACUCGUUCAUGAAGGCGCUGGAGAUGCACGCGCUGCAGAGCGAAACGGCGUCGCCUGCGUUGCCGGGAUUCGGGAGGACUCCGCUAGCGAGGCAGCUCAGGGUGACGGACUCGCCGUUCCCGGUGGGAGACGCGGAGGCGGACUGCCACGUGGACGAGGCGGCGGAUGAGUUCAUUUCCAGGUUCUACAAAGAUUUGAGGCUGCAAAGUAAUUAGAGAGAGAGAGAGAGAGAAAAGCUGGCUAGCAAAGAUCGAUGAUAAAUUUGUUGCGUGGAUUGGAUUUGCAUGCAAUAAUAUUAUAUUUUUCAAGUGACGAUUAAAUUCAAGCAAUUCAAUCAAAAUCAUAAAUUAUACAUUAUAGUAUUAUAUCAAUCAUUGCGCAUGGACUACUUGUGUUGCUGGGAUUGGGACGUGACAUUGUUACAUGUACAAAUUACUCGUUUAUAAGAGCAUAUAUAUAAUUCUCCAAUUUUUAUUUGCA